AUGGAGGCUCUAAGAGCUGUGGUGUUCAGCAUGCUGCUCUGUGCAGGAAAAGAGGAGUCCCAAAUUAUGUUUUUCGGGGAGGACUUCCACAUUCAGCUGCCGGUGGGCGGGGCCGAGGUGUCGUUCUGGCCCGUGAUUGGCCCAGCCGGCCGUGAGGUAGUCCUGAUGAGGGAGGGGUCGGUGGUGAACCCUCGAGCCAAACUGAACCAGCAGCUCAGCCACCUGAUCCGGGAGAACAUCGGAGAAAGUGACGAGGGCGUCUACACCAUCAAAUCCCACCAGCAACCCGACGACAUCAGGCGCAUCACCCUCAUCGUCAGGGAUUGUUCUAAUGAGCACCACGUUAAAUAUGGAGAAAACUUCGUCAUCCUCAUAGCAGACGUCCCCGCUCCAGUCUCACUGGAGUUUCGGCCCGGUGCCGUGGAGGCGAACCAGACGUCUCAUCCAGCGGAGGCUCUGCUGAGCCAGGACCAGACGUUCCGUGAGGGGUACCAGGAUCGCCUCAGUGUGUCGGAGAGUCGGAUCACGCUGCGUGCUGUCACCGGAGCCGAUGAGGGGAGCUACACCGUACUGGAUACAGACGGAAAAGUCCGGAAGAAGAUCUGCCUUAAUGUAAAAGAUCACCAGAACUUCCUUGUCUUGCCGUACGGAGGUUCUCUGAAGAUCAACCUCUUCCUGAACAGUUCUUCUGUCCGCUUACUCUACACACCGAGCCACGACUCUCAAACGCGGGUCAUCCUGGACCAGGGAGAGCUGAACAUCCCGCCAGAGCUGGGGUUCGAAGGACGGAUCUCUCUGGAAGAUUCCAUCUGCGUUCUAAAGGACCUGAAGGCCAGCGAUGCUGGAAUAUUCCAAGUGACGGACCUGCAGGGGUUUUCUGUGUCCAACGUUCACCUGGAUGUGGAAUCGUAUAAGCUGCCUAACCUGUACGUGGCGAUCAUAGCCUUGGUGGCGUUGUUGGUGUUGUUGCUGCUGGUGUGUCUGCUCUCCUGUCUCGUGAAGGCACACAAACGUGCCGAGAAAAACCGAGCCAUCGAGAAGAUCGCCCAGAACGCGGGCAAAGAGGAGGGUGACACCUUCAGACAGGUGGUCCAGGAUGCUGUGACCCGACACACGGAAGAAACGACCCAGUCGCAGAAGGAUGAGGUCACAGAGAAGUCUCAGAGCACAGAGGUCAGCAUUAAGGGUCUUGAGGUGUCUAAAGAAGCAAGUGUGCAUGAGAAGAAUCUGGAAACCAGUGACUCUGGAGUGGGCUUCAACACUACUGCUCUCCCAUUGGACAGUGAUACGGACGCACCCAGCGUUGCAGUUCCAGACUCAGAAAUUCUCAGCUCGUCGGCAGCUCCAGUGGCCAAUCAAAUCCCAGAGCCCCAACCAACUGUUACUUCAACUCCAAAACUGGCUUCAGCCCCCGAAACUAAACAAGCCCCCGAGCAAAAGUCUACCACUAGUCCAAACCCUUCACCCGAGCCCAAACCAGCUGUGACCCCAACGCCUGAUCCCAAACCGGCUGUGACCCCAACGCCUGAGCCCAAACCAGCUGUGACCCCAACGCCUGAAAAAAAAAAAAAAGAAAUGGCUAAAUUUUGA
Chanos chanos (milkfish) is the source of this 1590-nucleotide messenger RNA. RefSeq lists its product as uncharacterized. The transcript is spliced from 9 exons. The record is from RefSeq and is a predicted model, not a curated record. The coding region runs from base 1 to 1590 and encodes 529 amino acids. Lineage: Eukaryota; Metazoa; Chordata; Actinopteri; Gonorynchiformes; Chanidae. Gene Ontology annotation, biological process: immune response; cellular response to lipopolysaccharide; positive regulation of T cell proliferation. Gene Ontology annotation, cellular component: external side of plasma membrane.